Messenger RNA from Xyrichtys novacula (pearly razorfish), 3423 nucleotides. The record is from the annotation of a GenBank genome assembly. NCBI's taxonomy places the organism in Eukaryota, Metazoa, Chordata, Actinopteri, Labriformes, Labridae.
AUGAAGCUGCUUCUGUCUCUGUUCGCUCUCGUCGCUGUGUGCAGUGCUCUUCAGAGCCGCAGUGAGUAUUUUUACUGCUUAUUUUCAUCAUUUUUCACAUUUUUUAAAGUUUUUACGGCCUUGGAGAGCUGACCGUCCGUCGGUGUAAGGCCUGAGUCCUCCUCAGAUACAGUUUUAUUAAACCGAUGAAUUUAAUCUAACUUUUCUGAUGAUCUUUUCUUAAUUCAAUAACACUUAAAUAACAAUAUGAUGAUUUUUCUGACUCUUGGACGGGUUAUUUUAGGACCUCACCUAAACUGUAUUUUUACUUCAGACCUCAUCUUUCUGUCAGAUUUCACUCUGAUCAGUAAUAUUAGUAAAUUAUUGUUUUAAAUGUGAUAAACUGUGGUCUGUUUAGUUAAACUGAAAGAUAAAGUGCGUCAGUCUGAAGGAAACAUUCAGUUUUAACUGAAACGGAUGUUUGUUAAAAUGUUGGUGUAAAUGUCUUUUAAUGAGUUAAACUGGUCAGUAAUAUUCAUCAUUAAUAACAUACAUGUAUUAGAUAAAUACAGGCUGAUGUAAAAGGUUGAUCUUGAUGAUGACUUUGGAAAAUCCCUAAACUGCUUUACUUUCGUUUUCCUGUAAAUAAGCAGUGAGGUAAUGACGCCCCCUGCAGGCCGCAGACAGUCAUGAGAACAGAGUCCGUACUGAGGUCAGGGCUGACUGUGGAAAUAAGGGGUUAUUUUAUGACUUUAGUCUCCUAUUUAAAAUAGUGUUUAUAUCUUUUAUUGUCGGUAUUUAAAUCAUUUAGUUUUGAUCAGGAUCGAUGAUUUGGUCUAAAACUCCUGAAGAGAUGAAGCUCUGCCUUUUAUCCAAUCAGCUUUAUUUAUAUAAAACAUUUUAAAAACAUUAAAGUUUACCACAAUAAAUUAAAAGAACAGACACGGCAGAAAACAUCAAGAGGAAAUAAAUAAAAGCAGGUAAAAAAUAUUUAAAAUGAAAUAAAAAGCAUAAAAGAGAUCACACAACUGGAGCUAAAAGCCAAGGAGUUAAAAUGAGUUUGAAGACGUGAUUUAAAAGUAGAAAGAGUCGGAGAGGUUUUCAUCUCGAUUCGCUCCACAGUUUGGGAGCCAAAGCCGAGAAAGCUCGGUCGUCACAAGUUGUUAAGGUGGAGUUUUUACACCGCUGAUGUAGAGCUUUAUCGUGAGUCACUGCGGAUCAUCCACACAUUAAAAAAAUCAACUUUAAAUAAAUGUUAGAAAUAAGACGAGGCGGAUAUGAAGAACAGCAACAGACCACAGGAGUUAUUUUAGCUGACGGGGUUGUCGUCAAAGUAAUUAGAUCUCUGAGUUUUUACACAUUACAUUAAUUUUGAUCGUCUGCAGGUUUAAUAUCAGUUUGAGGAAAAACAGACACAAAUUAUAACAGAGACGGUCGUUAAUUUUGAAACACGCCUGUUUCUAAAAAUAAGUAGGAAACCACCUUGCAGCGCUGAGCGUUAAAGAGAGAAAAACAGCAGAGACUUUUAUACUGAGAAUCAGCCGCCGCUCUGCUCUGACUGCAAAACUGAAAAUUAGAGAGUGUAAACUCUCCGUGUUCUCACACGAUGGUCACCUUUUAACUUCCUGCUCUGUGUGUCUCCAGCUGCUCCUAAGGUCGUGGUGUACAGCCGGGACCCUGGUGAGUUCGGGAAGGAUAACACCCUGAUCUGUCAUGUGAGCAACUUCUACCCCCCCAACCUGAAAAUCGUCCUGGAGAAGGAUGGGGUGGAGCUUGAAAAAGCCAAUCAGACCGACCUCGCCUUCAACCAGAACUGGCACUUCCACCUGACCAAGAGCGUGGCCUUCAAACCGAACAGUGGGGAGAAGUUCAUCUGCAGGGUCAUCCACGACACCGAAACCAAAGACUACGCCUGGGGUCAGUUCACACCUGAAUACACACCUGAAUACACACCUAAAUACACACUUGAGUCAGCCAGACUUUUCUCCACAGCUCUGUAUCACAACAAAUAAAAUAACCUGAACAGACAGGGUUUGACACUAACUUAUUUCACAUGUUCUCCUAAGUUAAAAAAGUAAGGAGCUCACAAAGAACUUUAGGGGAACAAUGAAAAUUGAUCAAAUAAUGUUUGUCUCAUUGAUCGACCUUCGUACUAUUAUUUGAAAUCAAUUUUAGGUCUUUUGGUCACAUGACAGUGAAGCUAUUGAAGGAAAACAGCCUUUUCUAAGAACAUCAACCGGUAAUUUAUUGACGGUCCCUUAUUCAACACCGACGUUGACAGUGAGGGUGUCGAGUAGAUUUAACCGCGCUGCUGUUCUUAUUCCUGGUUAUGGAGAGUGAGAAGACACCGGUAGAUCCUCAGAGAAUGUCCGUCAGAUAUCCAACCUGAAACUAACUUCACCGCCGUAUUUACAGGAAAAUAUAUCCAACCUAAAACUAACUUCACCGCCGUAUUUACAGGAAAAUAUAUCCAACCUAAAACUAACUUCACCGCCGUAUUUACAGGAAAAUAUAUCCAACCUAAAACUAACUUCACCGCUGUAUUUACAGGAAAAUAUAUCCAACCUGAAACUAACUUCACCGCCGUAUUUACAGGAAAAUAUAUCCAACCUAAAACUAACUUCACCACCGUAUUUACAGGAAAAUAUAUCCAACCUAAAACUAACUUCACCGCCGUAUUUACAGGAAAAUAUAUCCAACCUGAAACUAACUUCACCGCCGUAUUUACAGGAAAAUAUGUCCAACCUGAAACUAACUUCACUGCCGUAUUUACAGGAAAAUAUAUCCAACCUAAAACUAACUUCACCGCCGUAUUUACAGGAAAAUAUAUCCAACCCUGAAACUAACUUCACCACCGUAUUUACAGGAAAAUAUAUCCAACCUAAAACUAACUUCACCACCGUAUUUACAGGAAAAUAUAUCCAACCUAAAACUAACUUCACCGCCGUAUUUACAGGAAAAUAUAUCCAACCUGAAACUAACUUCACCGCCGUAUUUACAGGAAAAUAUGUCCAACCUGAAACUAACUUCACUGCCGUAUUUACAGGAAAAUAUAUCCAACCUAAAACUAACUUCACCGCCGUAUUUACAGGAAAAUAUAUCCAACCUGAAACCAACUUCACCGCCGUAUUUACAGGAAAAUAUAUCCAACCUAAAACCUGCGCACAUGUGACUCUAAAUAUAUUUUACGAAUACACAAAUGUGAGUGAAACGGCCGCACUGUCGAACCCUGACAGGUCUGUUUAAUUAUGAGCAAAGAUCAGACUUAGUUUCCUCCAGUGAGAUCAGACCCACCAGGAGAGAGAAAGAGAGACAAUAAUGAAUACAGAUAUAUACGGUUACAGUACUGAGAAUAAAGUGUUUAAUUUGUCUGAACUUAAAAUCAUAAUUCAGUUUGAGUCUGAACCUGUUUGUGUUUUUGUCUCCACAGAGCCCAACAUGUAA